CUCCCCUUCUCUCUCUCUCUCUCUCUCUCUCUCUCUCAAUCCAACUCCUCUACCCACCUCCACUAAAUUCUCGAAUUGGGUUGCAUCAUGGCCGUUAGUCCUUCAGCCACCGAUGGAGAGAGCAAGGAUGUUCAUAAGCAAUAUGAGAAUAUGUCUUAUGAUGAGGUCUCGCAAAAGAUGGCCGAAAGUUAUCAGCAAAUAUCAGCCAUGCUCGGCACCAAUCUAACAUCAGGCUCACUCUCUGAUGCGCCCACCACCCCAGCAUCCAGUGCGCACUCUACACCUGCAUUAGAAGCUGAUGAAUUCAUAAACGAAACCCUCAUCCUCAAUAAGCAAGACCUGACCGACGAGGAAAAGCACACAAAGAUCACUCGUAUCUUCACGCGAGCAGCCUCCAAUGGUGAUGUCGAGAAAAUCAAGGAGAUGCUUGCAGCCAAGGAAGUCAGGCCCUUCAUUGAUAUUGACGCUAGGGAUGAAGAUGGUACCACUCCCUUGAUCUAUUCAGCAUGCUUUGGCAAAGUAGACGUUGCGUUGGCCUUGCUCGAUGCUGGGGCCAAGGUAGAUACCCAGGAUAAAUUUGGCUGGUCAGCUCUGAUGUGGGCAACCAACAACAAUCAUAACACUCUCGUCAAGGCUUUGCUGGAACACGGUGCUUCCGCAUCGACAAAGUCUGCCAAGGGUCGAACCGUCUUUGACUUUGUCCAUACUGACAAUCAGAAGAUCGCGGAAAUUCUCGCUACCAACCCGCGUGAUUCUAUCUCAAGUACUUCUAGCUUUGGUUUCGCCAGAACUGGCGGUAGCUCAUCAUCCUCAUCGUCCCAUGCUGAUAACGACUUUUACUACCAAUCCACUGUUGAGGGGUUCGAUAGCUUUAUGGCCGAGGAGGCCGACCGACACUUGAAGCUUAUGGAAUCUGCAUUGAACAUGGGCGAUUUCGAUAUUGGCGACUUGUCGUAUGAUGUCAACGAUCUAUCAUUGGACAACAUUAAUGAAGAUGAUGACGAUGACGAUCCAAACGGUCCAAUCAACAUGUGCACCGAAUUUGAAUGGGACAAGUGUUUACCAGAUCAGAUGUUUGUUUUCUCCUCUGACGACCUUGAAUAUAUCCUGGAUACCAUAAUCACCAACAUCCAACUCCCGCUGAAAUCCCGCCAAGAACUCUGUGUCCCAGCCAAUGUCCUGUUCCUCAGCGCACGCUUUGCUCAUUAUUUCUCAAGUGAUGAACUUCUGCGCGAAGUCAUGGAUGGAGCUUUAAGUCGCAUGAGCAAAGUUGUGAAGGCCAACGUCAGGAACACUCACAUUUUAGCUUUCUGGAUCACUAAUUUUACUCAAUUACUGUAUUAUUUGAAGAAAGACACUGGCCUGGUUGUGGUGACAGCUGAAGAUCAACUCAAACUAUCCGAAUUGAUCUCAGAGACCUACCAAAGCAUCAUCACCGAUACCGAGAGGCGAAUUGAAAAAAUCUUAGAACCAGCCCUACUAGAACAUGAUCAAAUCCCUGGUAUGGAAGAGGUCAACUUUGCAGAUGACUGGCAACGCUUCUUCAAGCGAUCGUCCCGCAAACCAUCCGGGGGUGCUGAUGGGCUCAAAAGAACGUCUUCCAUACUUCAAGCUGCCUCCAGUGGAAAACAUGCCAGCGAUACUGGCAGAAACUUAUCCCCCAAGGCUAUCACGACGUUACUCACCUCCACUCUGCGGGGCUUGCAAUCGUACGAAGUGCAUCUUACCAUUAUCAUACAAGCUAUUGCUCAAUUUUUCCAUUACACAUCAUGUGAAAUGUUCAAUCGCAUUCUCAAGAACAAAAAGCUUUUGUGCCGGUCGAAAGCUCUGCAAAUUCGCAUGAAUAUUUCCCUCAUUGAAGACUGGGUACGACAUAAUCAACUUCCUUCCAGCCUUAAUACAUAUUUCAAUCCUUUGGUCCAGCUACUUCAACUCCUCCAAUGUCUAUCUCAAUUGACCGACUUGAUGUCGUUCAUUAACACCAUCAAGAAGUUUGACGUUCUUAAUGCACUUCAAGUCAAGCGCUGUGUUGUAAACUAUCGUUACGAAGUGAACGAACCUCGCGUUCCAGAGGAAAUUGAAAAGUACGCUAUGCAAAUUGCUGAUGACACCGAGCGGUACAAAAAAGCGCGCCAAGCUCGAAAGUCAGUUGAAAGUGUACGCAACAAACCCGUUGCACCCGGAUUAUCCAGGACCAGCAGCGUUUCCCUCCAGAGGUCUAACUCCAAACGAGAAAGCUCAUCCAGCUUUGUUGGCUCUAUCAUGUCAAGUGCGACUGAAGGGCCAGAUGGACGUCAUUCAAUGAGCCUUGCCAAUGAAAGUGACAAUGAUGAUGAUGAAAAGGAAACAGUCGAAACAAGAGACUCCAAGUUCAUGCUCCCAUUCUCGGUCCCCACUACCGCAAAUAUGAUUUAUAUGAACGGUUGGGGAAAAUUCGGCAAGCACAAUGGAACGGACGUCAAAGAUUCAGACAGUGCAAAGAAGGCGGAGGAAAACGUUGAAGACACCGCCAGUGAGGAUAAGCUGGACAAGCAACAUGCCGUUGCUACCAACUAAAAAAAAAUUAUAUAUCGGAGCCACGCUUUGACAUCCACUCUUCAGCUAUACCCGAAUCAAAUUUCUUUUUGCAAACAUCCUAAUGGCAGAAGCAACAGAAAAGCAAACACACAGGAAAAAUGAGAGGAAACGCAGAAAAAAAAGUAAAACAAAUACACACAAGCGUUAUCUUCAGUAUGCAACUACAACCGCACUUUAUACACCCCUCCUUAUGGUCAUUGACUGAGUAAUUGGCAUUCAAUUUUUUUUCCUUUCUUUCUAAUAACUUCAUCGGUCUUGUUAUAUUUGAUUCUCACUGUGCUUACUCUGCUAUUCGUUUUAUGUCUUCAUUGCUGCUAUGUAAAGUAUGAUUUGCCGACUUCCCAUGGUACCCUUUUUUGUGGGCUCAUAUUGGAUUCUUAGACAAUACAAUAAACCAGCUUGAUAUAUAAGUUGGCUUGUGUG
This is a messenger RNA of Umbelopsis ramanniana AG, 3000 nucleotides long. RefSeq lists its product as uncharacterized. Lineage: Eukaryota; Fungi; Mucoromycota; Umbelopsidomycetes; Umbelopsidales; Umbelopsidaceae. The transcript is spliced from 5 exons. The record is from RefSeq and is a predicted model, not a curated record. The coding region runs from base 88 to 2556 and encodes 822 amino acids. Gene Ontology annotation, molecular function: GTPase binding.